AUGUUUCAUGUACUUAUUUUAUUUUUAUCAUUAGCAACUACUGCUAAUGGUUUAAUUGAUGGUCUAUACUGUGGAAAAGAGAGUUGCUAUGAUUUAUUAAAUGUGACACGCGAUGCGAGUAGACAAGAUAUUGUCAAAGCUUAUCGUCGUUUAGCUAAAAAAUAUCAUCCCGAUAUGGCUAAAAAUACACAAGAUCGUGCAAUAUUUACGGAAAAGUUUCGUUCAUUUGCUAAUGCUUACGAAAUAUUGCGUGAUGAAGAAACUCGUUUGGACUAUGAUAAAAUGUUAGAUAAUCCACAAGAUUAUUAUGGUCAUUAUUAUCGAUAUUAUCGACAUCGUUAUGCUCCUAAAGUCGAUGUACGAAUUGUUAUCGUUUUAUUAAUUAGUGUCAUCAGUGUAAUUCAAUACUAUGGUCAAUAUAGUAAUUAUCAUUCGGCUAUCGAUUAUUUCGUAACUGUGCCCAAAUAUCGAAUACAAGCUCAAGAAAUAGCUAAACAGGAAGGAUUAUUAAGUGAUACAUCGAGAAAUCGUAAACGAGGGAAUAAAACAUUGAAUAAACAAGAAGAAGAAACUAUUUUAAAACAAAUUGUUGAACAAAAACUAGAUAUCAAAGGAGGAUAUAGAAAACCAAGUAAGAAAUACAGUUAUCGAUUAGCACAAGUCUUAUUCAAGUGUAUUAUGAAUUUUGUUUCAAAACGUAUAAAACACAAUUGGAUUUAUUCUCCUGUAGUAAUGAGGGAAGGUCCCCAAGUGUGACCCUCAGUUUCGAAUGGGAUACACACCAGUUUGUAGAGCUUCACGAGUUGAUUACGAUGGCAUAAAGCAUUUUUCCCGAUGCCUUUUGAAGACCCCGUUUUCUGGAAAACCAGUUUUUCAGAAACUAUUAAAAAUAAUCAAAACCUUCCUUAAUGGGGCAUGAUUGUAGCGCGCAAAUUUCUGAUUAAAAUGAGACAUCUUCCAAUUCUACAUGACAUUUCUUUACAAAGUUAUAGAAUUUACAUGAAAAGCCCUAAAUGUUCAUUGUCAGCUCAAAGCUACAGAAAUAAGAAGAAAUUAAUUUAGGGCUUUUCUUGUAAAUUCUAUAAUUUUGCAGAGAGAGAUCGUGUAGAGCUGGGAGAUGUCCCAUUUUAAUCAGAAAUUUGCGCGCUACAAUCAUGCCCCAUUAAGGAAGGUUUUGAUUAUUUUUAAUAGUUUCU
Didymodactylos carnosus is the source of this 1196-nucleotide messenger RNA. Lineage: Eukaryota; Metazoa; Rotifera; Eurotatoria; Philodinida; Philodinidae. The record is from the annotation of a GenBank genome assembly.